Messenger RNA from Anarrhichthys ocellatus (wolf-eel), 381 nucleotides. RefSeq names its product cytochrome c oxidase subunit 6B1-like. Bases 62 to 256 code for a protein of 64 amino acids. The record is from RefSeq and is a predicted model, not a curated record. The transcript is spliced from 3 exons. Gene Ontology annotation, cellular component: respiratory chain complex IV; mitochondrion. Lineage: Eukaryota; Metazoa; Chordata; Actinopteri; Perciformes; Anarhichadidae.
GAUCACUAAGCGUUGAGAUCACAGCGGAAUUCCUCCGUGAAAGAAGUCCAGCAGCUUGAAGAUGGAGGAGAAGAUCAAGAACUACAGGACGGCUCCAUUCGACUCUCACUUCCCAAACACCAACCAGACCCGCAACUGUUUCCAGAACUAUCUGGAUUUCCACAGAUGCAACAAAGCUCUGUCCUCCAAAGACCAGGACACGGCUCCCUGUGAGUGGUACCAGAGGGUCUUGAGCAGCUGCUUUCUUUUCUUUUGAAAAGUGACAUUUAUUAUUUCUCCACAGUUUAGUUAAAUGGUCAGAUAUUAAAUAUUAAUGUUAAACAUUUGUUUAAUCGUUCUGUUUCUUUGACAUUGAUGUGAAGAUAUAUUAAUUAUUCAACU